This is a messenger RNA of Bombyx mandarina (wild silkworm), 3708 nucleotides long. It is a transcript of the gene Prp40, whose product is annotated as pre-mRNA processing factor 40. Gene Ontology annotation, cellular component: U1 snRNP; U2-type prespliceosome. The record is from RefSeq and is a predicted model, not a curated record. Lineage: Eukaryota; Metazoa; Arthropoda; Insecta; Lepidoptera; Bombycidae. Gene Ontology annotation, biological process: mRNA cis splicing, via spliceosome. Gene Ontology annotation, molecular function: protein binding; RNA binding.
CAGAAGACACAGUUUCAAUUAAUAAUGAAACUCAAGAACAACCUGAGAUGUUGUACAAAGACAAGAAAGAAGCUAUUGAAGCAUUUAAAGAACUCCUGAAAGAUAAGAAUAUACCCUCAAAUGCAACAUGGGAACAAUGUGUAAAAGUUAUUUCAAAAGAUCCACGAUAUGUCACUUUUAAAAAACUCAAUGAAAAGAAACAAGCGUUCAAUGCUUACAAAACUCAAAAACUAAAAGAUGAAAGAGAGGAACAGAGACUGAAAACAAAAAAAAAUCGCGAGAAUCUUGAAGAGUUUUUGUUGAGUUGCGAACGGGUGACAUCUCUAACAAAAUUUUACAAAUGUGAAGAAAUGUUCAGCAAUCUAGAGAUUUGGCGAUGUGUUCCAGAAGCCGAUCGUAGGGACAUAUUUGAAGAUUGUAUUUUUACUAUAGCGAAACGGGAAAAAGAAGAAGCAAAGGCUUUAAAGAAACGGAACAUGAAAAUGUUAACCCAGGUAUUAGAGAACAUGAGCGAAAUUACGUACAGUAGUACGUGGAGUGAGGCACAAGUACUAUUGCUAGAAAAUUCAGCUUUUAAAAAUGAUGUUAGUUUACUAGGUAUGGACAAGGAAGAUGCCCUGAUUGUAUUUGAACAACACAUACGAAAUUUAGAAGCUGAAUAUCAACAAGAAAGAGAACAAAUUAAAAAGAGGAAUAAAAGACAACAAAGAAAAAAUAGAGACAACUUUUUGGCUUUGCUGGACAGUCUUCAUGAAGAAGGUAAAUUGACAUCGAUGUCUCUAUGGGUCGAGCUGUAUCCGGUUAUUUCUGCAGACAUGAGAUUUUCAGCUAUGUUAGGACAAAGCGGAUCGACACCGUUAGACUUAUUCAAGUUUUACGUUGAAAAUUUGAAAGCGAGGUUCCACGACGAAAAGAAGAUAAUAAAGGAGAUACUGAAAGACAAGAAUUUCGAAGUUAAACCGGAGACCACGUUCGAGAAGUUCGCCACCGUCGUGUGCGAGGACAGCAAGUCCGCCUCGCUCGACGCCGGAAAUGUCAAACUUACUUACAAUUCGCUUUUAGAGAAGGCUGAAACUAGAAAGAAGGAGAAAUUGAAAGAAGAAUCGAAAGCUCAAAAGAAAAUAGAAUCUGCAUUUAAAUGGGCAUUGAGUGAUGCAAACAUCGACCACCUGCUCUCGUGGAGCGAGGUUAAGGAGAAACUUGACAUGAACGCGCCAGAGUUUGCCGCCGUCACCAGUGAAGAAGACAGAAUUAGAAUUUAUAAGGAUUAUCAGCAUGAACAAGAAGAAAGCUGCAUGCACUAUCACCAUCCAAAACCAAAGAAGUCCAAACGAUCAAAGAAGAAGAAGCGUUCUCACUCUGCCUCUUUGUCUCGGUCAGCAUCAGCGUCGCGGUCGCCAUCCCCGGCACCGAGCCACGGCACUUGGAGCUCCGACGAGGGCCGGAAACCCAAGAAAACUAAGAAGAAGCAUCGGAGGCACUCUCCUGCUCCGAAAUCACCGUCUCCCGAGGAGGGUGGCAUCACAGACGACGAAGAAGUGAUUCGGCACAAAAACAAAAAGACGAAACGCAGUGCGCCCAGCAGCCCGGAAGAGGAACAGGAACCGGAAAUCGUUUACAAACCCAAGAAGAAGAAGGACAAGAAAGAUAAAAAAGAGAGGUCGGGUGCGGCGUGGAGUGACGCCGACCUGGAGUCGCGUCGUGCGGCGCUGCUAGCUCAGCUGCACGAGCACGAGGCGGACUGACGUCGCGUCACACACGUGCACAUCUUCAACCAGUACCCCGCACAGUCGCGAGCGCAACCCUCCUCCUCGUCAACAACCACACAAAACAAGGGCCAAGUGAAAAAAGGGCUUGAGGAACAAAAACAACACUAAAAUAAUAUUUCCUCGCUCAUACUGUCACAGCGCGUUGCUUUAUUUUCCUGUAAGGCUAAACUUGAAUAAAAAAAAACCAUUAAAAGUUCUAUUUAUUGUUUAACAAGAAUAAAAUUAAAGAUGGCGGUAUAAAAGAAACGACAUGAAAUAAAACGGUAUUCGUAUAUGAAAUAUGUCUCUAUCACUUACUAUUCGAUUGGAAAUCCAAAGACAAUCCUUUUUCCACUUGCCUCGGGCUCGCGGAAAGCUUCGCGUUCGUAAAUCUGCCAUUCGUGUGUAAUCUCUGCGGUCGUACUGUUUAGCACGAUAUGAAUCAAUAAAGUUUUCCUAUAGAUUAGCCAGUGACAAGACGAGUCGCGUGUCUUACGUUUAUAAUGUUUAUAAUGCCUAACAGCUUAGGAGAGUACUUAUAUAAAUUUUAUUGUAAAACAUAUAUCAUUAUUAUUUAUAUAAAAAAAUUCUAACCUUUUGUGUUUACCUGCCUGCCUUCCAAUUAAUUCAUAGAUGUUUCAUUUGGAACCAUUGCAAGAGUUUAUAAUGUAUAAAUAUUUAGAUUAUAAUUUAUAGUUCAUGUGGAGUAAAGAAAUUCAAUAUGAAAUAAUGUAAAAUAACCCAAAUUAUGUAAUAAUGUCAUUUGUGUCGUGCAAUGCAAUCACAUAUGAUGAACAUUUUUCUUACACUAUAGAUGGAAAGUGUAGAUAUAUAGAUGUAAUAUAAUAUGACAUAAAUGGUAAGUAUAAUAAUAGUUAUUAUCUACUUUUUACUAGAGUAAAAAUACCUACUAAUGGAAACAGAUAAUUUGAUAACAAAAAUGAACAUGCAACACCACAAGACUUGCGUGUGUCAGCAAACAUGACAUAAGGCAAUGACCCUGUUUUUUAACAUUGAUUUCUUCGAUACGAUUAAUAACCAUGCUCCAAAUCUAUGAUUAAAAAUCAAACAAAUUGAUUAAACUAUUUUUGGGAUGGAAAUCAGUUGGUAAAAUACAGUUUUGUGAAAAACUCACUUAAAAGAGUAUAUGGGAAUAAUACAAAUUAAUAUUUAGUCACCAUCUAUCUGCUAGGCCUCUUCCAAUAAGGAAAGUCCAUUCUUUUUCUUCAGUUUUAAAUCUUCUUCUUUGGUUAUAGUUUCUUUUCUGGAACUUUUUACGAGAAGGUGUAAUUUUAUAAUUUGUUAGAAUUUCUAGGAAACCGUUUUCUAGACCCUUAUCGAAAAAAAUCCCUAUUCGUUGCGAAAAUGAAGACGGAGCAAACUAACUGAUCCUAAUUUCGAGUUGAUUUUCAUAGUGCUUUCUGUAUUUUGAAUUGAAUCUCAUUUUGAAAAUAUGGCAACAAAAGCGACCUUAGAAUUUUUUUUACAUGUAUGGGCCUUAUGCCUCGCCGAGCCUCAGCUCGCAUGCAUCGCAUCGCAGCAUGUAUGUAUGUAAUCAGCGCUCUGAACAUUGCAACUUUGGAACAGCUUUGUACAUUUGACCAGUACAUUGUAGAAAUAUUUGUGAAUCGAUUUAUAAAAAAGCCUUUUUUUUUUUCAAAAUAUCACUCUGAUUGACUGUCUUUUGUGGUUUUCGUGUAGACUACCAUGAAAUUCUUUCAAAGCUUAAUAGGUAGAUAUUUUCAUCAGGUAUAAUAUAGUAUUUACAAUAAUGAAAAUAAUCAACUCGUUACGAUGAAAUUAUACGCGUAGCAAACUUAGAAUAUUUUAUGUUACAGAUGUUUUGUUACACGUAGUUACCGUUUCGUUUUCAAUGCUUAACGAAAUGGUUUAUAUAGUAUUAAGUUAUGUAGUAAUAAUAUUGAACUCGUCAAAACAAUUAAAUUACAAUAAAUUUAAA